GUUAUCAACAUAACCCUUGAUAUUGAGGUCAAAUCAAAUUAGGAAAUAAUACAGUAUUAUUCACAAAUAAAAUCUUGUACAUUUCUGUCAUCUCUGUUUUGAGAAGAGUGAGUACUUGAAUUAAAGUGUCCCCUAAAUAGGGAUUCAUUUCUUCCAUUAAUUACUUUCAACUUUAGUAAUAAGGCAAUUACAUGUUUACAUGUCACUGAAACUUUUGUCAAGGAUUUAACUAACAAUAACAAUAAUUCUUGGACACCUGUUGCAGUCAGCAUGGCACAGAGAGCACAAGUGAUAGAGCUGUACAAGAAGCUACUCCACUUGGGGAAAGACUAUCCUCAAGGCUACGACUUCUUUCGAUCGAAACUGAAGAAGGCCUUCAUGAAAAAUAAAGAAGAAACAGAUCCCGAAAAGAUCAAAGUUCUCAUUGGACAUGGCAACUUUGUCAUCAAGGAAAUCGAAGCCCUCUACAUGUUAAGGAAAUAUCGAACACUCAAGAAGCGUUACUCGAAUGAGAACUAGUGGCAAAGACAGCUAAGUUAAAUCUAGUUUUAUUGUUUGUUCUGGUUUUUAUAGAAGAUAUCUCUAUAGUUAUUUUUUGAGCUUCACAUCGCCAUCGCAUUAUGUUGAUCUAGUUUAAAUUAUCUCUCUUGCAAUCUAUUGAUUUGCCUGAAAUCCAGAGGUUUGCCUGAGGUGGUCUUGAAGAGGAGACUGAAGACGUUCCUGCAUGAAAAUCCCUUUUACUCCUUAAGGGAAUUUUUUGAAUGUGACACGGCAACUGUAAGUAGCUACUUCUUGCAAUAGCGCAUUUGCCUGCUGCUUGGUUGUAUUUUUUGUGUUUCUUUUAAACAUUUUGACUGUCCAUCUAAGGACUUGUUUUUAUUAUUAUCUUGACGUGUUCCCUUAUGGACAUGCCCUGGUGGCAUGUCUGUGCUAUGAACAAAAACCAUUAUUAUUAUUAUUGUGAGGGAACGAUUCAAAUUUAAAUUUUAAUGUUUUGGAAAUAAUUAUUGUAUCUCAUUUAGAUACAUGCAAGGAAUCGAAUUCAUAAUUUAUUUUUGGUCAAUAGAUUUCAGUCAUUGAUAAAUAUUCUAAUCUAAAUUUAAUUUCAAAUUAUAUUUGGGUUGAUCUUUCUUCAACUGGUAUUUUUCUCGGGCCACUCUCGUGUUUCGGAUGGACACGUCAAGCCGUCGGUCCCGGCUGCCUAAAAAGCAGUUGUUAGGUCAUGUCAGAGGCCCUGAAAUUGAUCAGUUGCGACCUGAAAACUCUGACACCAGACCUGAGCCAGCCAGGUCACACGAUAUUAUUAUUAUUAUUAUUCAACUGAUUCCAAGGAAUUAAAAAAAAUGAAUUAAGUUGUUCAUUAACUAGAUUUUGAAUUCGAAUAAUUUACUUGCGGAAAUUAUGUAUUUUAAAAUCAUUUUACUAUCAUGUUUCACACAAAUCUAGGAACAUCACACAAAUAUUAGGCUGGCCACUAACGUAACGUUUUACAUGUACGAUACGACUGCACAACCAAAAUUCUGAACGUUAGGCUGGGCGUACACCGCUUAGUCAAGACAAGACUAGCCAUGUUCAGUCACAAUAGUUGUGACAUAGUUGCUUUAUGUAGUUGCUUUCACAUAGUUGUGGCAUAGUAUGCCACAUAGUUGCUUUUGAAGACAUGUCUAAUUGCAAUGUCUAAUCAGUGUGAGUUGCGUCACAAGCAUCUAUGUGUAGUAUUGUGACUAAACGUGACUAGUCUUGUCUUGACUAACCGGUGUACGCCCAGCCUUAGUGGCAGUCACUUCCGACGCAGGUGUGCAAUAGUUUGUGUGCUCAGCUGUUACGCCGCAUCCACACUCUCGCCCAAUGCGUACAAACGACGACGAGCGCGAGAGUGUGGAUGGCUUCUUUGCCAGCGCACGCCUCCACUGGCCUUCACUUGCCAUCGCUCUGAUUUUUGUCGAGCAAAGGCGAGUGGCCAGCCGAGCAUUCACAAAUGGUUAUAUUGCAGUGUGGAUGGCAAGACCAACAUGGCUAAGCUUGCCAAUUUAGCCAGCGACAUGGCGAUAGUGUGGACCAGGCAUUACAGUUACAGAACACUGUUGGUCUGUCAUUCGGAAAUUUCUGAUGAAACGUUACUUUAGUGGCAGGCUUCAGAAACAGUAAGGCUGAAUUAGUUCAAAUACAGAAGUAGUUACCUUUUGAAUUAUUCUAAAACCUUGAUAUUACUUGCAAACAAAUUACUUCGAAAAUUUCUGAUAAAACGUUACUUUAGUGGCAGGCUUCAGAAACAAUAAGGCUGAAUUAGUUCAAAUACAGAAGAAGUUACCUUUUGAAUUAUUUUAAACCUUGAUAUUACUUGCAAACUUUGUUGCUACAUCAAACACUAUUAUUUUAAGAAAUCACGUUUUAUCUAACUCUAGACAACGUUUCAUUAUUUUACUUAUAAUUUAAUUUGGACCCCUUAAGAAUUUUCAAUUCGAAUUGGAUGAUAAACUUGUAUGCCCUUAUGAGGAAUUCAUCAAUAUUUCGAGUUUUAAGGGUAUUGAGUAAUUAGGUUAAGUAUUUAGGACUAUUCUAAAUUCACAAUAUUCAUGUCCUGAGAUAAACCUGAAAUUACUUUUAAUCUGUGAUAUAUCUAGUGUGAUGGCACAUUAUUGUUGUAAGUUACGUUGAAUUUUUAGUAUCCUAGACUGAAGGCUUCUAAAAUAUGAUAAAACAGUUCUUGUUUACUAAGCAACUCAGUACAAUUUUAUGAAGGAAUUAUCAUAGUUUUAUGAUUAUUCCAGUCAAUAUAUUUAUUUCUACUUGUACAAAAUUAUUUUCUUGUGAAGUCAUGAAAUCGUGUCGCUGAUAUUCAUUGCAUAUUUCAUAUUAUGAAAACAUUGUUUGUUGAAAAAGCAACAAAUUUCCUAAAAAAUAUAUUUACAUAUUAUCAACAUUUAUACAGUGGUAUAAUAAUGUAUUUAUCACUCAUGAGUCUCAAUCAAGUAAUAGGAACAUCAAUUCUCAGCUUUGUAAAAAUUGGUUGUAGGCCUACCACAAAAUUGAAACAUUUAUUUGAUAAUGUUUCACUUACAAUCAAUGAUUCCUCAUUCUAUAGACUCUGUGCCGGUUGCACAAAAGCCCGUUAAGUUUUAAAUAUAUGUACAUUAAUUCCACGAGAACCAAUCAGAGAAGCCGUCUUUUCAAAAACAGCUUCUCUGAUUGGAACUCGUAAAGUUAAUCACGGUUAAAAUUUAACCGGCUUUUGUGCAACCGGGCCUCUGAUAUUCAACAUUUAUCCUUGAAUUUAAUAAUUCAAUUAUAGUUUAAUACUAUAUAAAAUCAUGAUUUAUAUAAAAAUUAAACUAAUUUAACCAUAUUAUUACAAUCUGUUUGUAUUUUUAUAUUUGUGUCAAAUCUGCAAAUAAUAGACUACUAAUCUUCAGUAUUCUCAUGUUAAUAUUAUGAACAUUUAAACCAAGUUCUGAAACAGUUUUCCAUUUUUUAAAGAGGGAAAAAUCAAUAUUCUCUCUGAAAGUUUUGAAAUUUCUAUCGGAGUAACAAAUUUGGCUGCUGUUAAAUGUUAAUAUCUGUAUGUACCUUUAAUUGUAAGAUAAGAUGCUAGACCAAGCCGUGGAUCUUUAAUGUGAUAUAAUAUGUGACCACAAUGAAAUUGUUGUAAAAUGUAGAUUUAAGUCGAGUUGAUUGGAAAACGGUGUUGAUAUUUUUAUAAUGCAUGUGUAAAAAUAAUAAAAUCUGUUUGAAACACGGGA
Nilaparvata lugens (brown planthopper) is the source of this 3740-nucleotide messenger RNA. RefSeq names its product electron transfer flavoprotein regulatory factor 1 (gene osi). NCBI's taxonomy places the organism in Eukaryota, Metazoa, Arthropoda, Insecta, Hemiptera, Delphacidae. The coding region runs from base 271 to 519 and encodes 82 amino acids. The transcript has 3 exons. Gene Ontology annotation, cellular component: mitochondrion. The record is from RefSeq and is a predicted model, not a curated record. Gene Ontology annotation, biological process: respiratory electron transport chain.